AUGCCGACGCCCGGCGUCGCUUUCCCGCGCGACACAUACAAUGUUGGAAUUAUCUGUGCGCUGGCGACGGAAAAAGCAGCAGCCGUUGCCAUACUCGACAAACGGCAUGAACGCCUGCCGCCGGCGCUGGGCGAUGUGAGCGACUACACAUUCGGCACGAUCGGCGCGCAUCGGGUGGUCAUCGCCUGCCUCCCAGCCGGCAUGAAAGGCAAAGCGUCGGCUGCGGUAGUGGCCCAGGACAUGAUGCGCAGCUUCUCGAUCCGCAUCGGCUUGAUGGUAGGCAUCGCCGGGGGAGUGUGGAGCGAAGAUGUGGAUGUGCGGCUUGGGGACGUGAUCGUAAGCCAGCCUACCGGACAACAUGGCGGAGUGGUGCAAUUUGAUUUUGGCAAGACGGAGGCCGGUGGUUCUUCCCGGCGAACCGGCACACUCAACAAGCCGCCGCGCGAGCUCUUAAGCGCACUGCAAGGUCUGCAGGCGGAGCACCUGCUGCGACGCCCUGAAUUAGAGCAGCACUUGGCGAAGAUGCUGUCCGAAUACCCAGCGAUGGAGGACGAGGGGUUCGUCCGCCCUGGGAACGACCGCGACGAGCUCUUCGAAGCCGACUACGAUCACGAAAGCGGCAAGACAUGCAAGAACUGCGACCGUUCGCGCGUGGUGCAGCGGGAUGAACGCCUGCACCACCGACCGCGCGUGCAUUACGGCAACAUUGCGUCAGGUGACCAAGUAAUGAAGGAUGGGCGCACGCGAGAUCGAAUCGCGCAGCAGGAAGAAGUGAUCUGCUUCGAGAUGGAAGCAGCAGGCUUAAUGGACUCGUUUCCGUGUCUCGUGAUUCGCGGCGUUUGCGAUUAUGCCGACUCGCAUAAGAACAAGCGGUGGCAGCCUUACGCGGCCGCGACGGCAGCAGCGUAUGCACGAGAGUUUCUACUAUGGAUGCCUGCGACAGAGGUCGCCAAGAUUCGGCCUGCCCUCGAAGCGACAGAUGCCAAUUCUAUAAGCGUAGUGUACAUUCCGUUGCCUAAGAACCAUCAAUUCAUCGGCCGACAACGUGCCCUCGAGACACUCCAUCAGAAGCUCUUCACAGCUCGAGAUUGCCAAAAGCUAGCCGUAGUCGGCCUCGGCGGUAUCGGAAAGACGCAAGUCGUGCUAAGCUUUGCGUAUACCGUGAUGGAACAGCAACGCGAUGUGUCGAUCUUCUGGGUGCCUGCUGUAAGCGCAGAGACUUUCGAGCGUGCGAUGAGAGAGAUUGCAAAGAAGCUCGGGAUACGAACAGCAGCAGACAAGAAUGAAGAGGUCAAAGAAGUUGUGAAGGCAUACUUAAGCGGACCGCAGGCAGGCAAGUGGCUGCUGAUCGUCGACAAUGCCGAUGACAUGCAUGUUGUGGAAAAGCUGCUGCCGUACCUGCCGUACAGUGCUGAUGGCUCGGUGAUCUUCACGACGCGGACGACAGCGGUCGCGCAGCAGCUGGUCGGUAGCAACACCAUUGAGCUGGUAAAGUUGCAGCCGGACGAGGCGAACCAACUGCUGACGCACGCAUUGAACCGCAAGGAGUUCUUGCAGGAGACAAGUGUAGUGACCGAUUUCUUCGAAGAGCUGGACUAUGUUCCACUCGCAAUCACGCAAGCAGCGGCGUACCUGAACAUUAACACCAACCUGUCGAUCGCCGAAUAUUUGAGACUGAUUCGAGGCACCGACGACGACAAGGCAUGUCUCCUGAGCAAGGAGAUCCGCGAUCAUACGCGCUACGAGCAAUCGAGCAACGCAAUUGCACGGACAUGGAUAGUGUCCUUUGAGCAGAUUCAAGAACGGGAUUCGGAAGCGGCGGACCUUUUGCGGUUCAUAGCAUGCAUUGAAUGGAAGGACAUCCCUCACUCGAUUCUUCCUCCAAUAGUACCGGAGGCGCGAAUGCUCGAAGCGAUCGGUACACUCUCUUCAUAUGCAUUUGUCAGCAAGCGGACAGAUGGGAUGGCCUACGAAAUGCACCGGCUCGUCCAUCUGGCGUGCUGGAUAUGGCUGCGCGAAAAUGGCAAGUUGCACGAUACACAGCUGCGGGUAGUCGCGCAUUUGGCGGCGAUCUUUCCGACGGCCGAAAACCAUCGCAAUCGUGCAACGUGGCGAGCAUAUACGCCGCACGCGGCGCGAGUGCGGAAGCAGCACGAGCAUGACGGUUGUGGUGUCGAGGCGAGGGAAGCGAGCCAGCUUUACUACAACGUCGGGUGCUGUCUGCAAGUAGAUGGAAGAAUAAAGGAAGCACUGCAGUGGCUGCAUCACUCGUGCCGCUUCCGGGCGGCGCUCGCGGAGGAUCAUCCGGACCGGCUCGAGUCGCAGUGGGUACUAGCAUUAGCACAUAUAGCGAACGGGCAGACGAAGGAAGCAAUUCAUAUGCUAGAGCAGGUCGUUACGAUUGAGAAGACAUCGCUCGCGGAGGAUCAUCCGGACCGGCUCGCGUCACAGUACGCACUAGCUAGAGCAUAUGAAGCGAACGGGCAGACGAAGGAAGCAAUUCAGAUAAUAGAGCAGGUCAUUACGAUCCAGAAGAAGACAUCGCUCGCGGAGGAUCAUCCGUCACGGCUCGUAUCGCAGCUCGAACUAGCCCUAGCAUAUCGAGCGAACAGGCAGACGAAGGAGGGAAUCCAGCUGCUAGAGCAGGUCGUUACGAUCUAUAAGGAGACAUCGCUCGCGGAGGAACAUCCGUCACGGAUCGUAUCGCAGUACGAACUAGCCCUAGCAUAUGGAGCGAACGGGCAGACGAAGGAGGCGAUCUAUCUACUAGAGCAGAUCGUUACGAUUCAGAAGACAUCGCUCGCGGAGGAUCAUCCGGACCGGCUCGCGUCGCAGUACGCACUAGUAAUGGCAUAUAUAGAGAACGGGCAGACGAAGGAGGGGAUUCAGUUACUAGACCAUAUUGUUACGAUCUAG
Molecule: messenger RNA, 2916 nt
Organism: Dissoconium aciculare CBS 342.82
Lineage: Eukaryota; Fungi; Ascomycota; Dothideomycetes; Mycosphaerellales; Dissoconiaceae
Product: kinesin light chain
Exons: 2
Coding region: 1-2916 (971 amino acids)
Biological process (GO): nucleoside metabolic process
Molecular function (GO): ADP binding; catalytic activity; protein binding
Source: RefSeq, a predicted model, not a curated record